Molecule: messenger RNA, 2010 nt
Organism: Effrenium voratum
Lineage: Eukaryota; Dinophyceae; Suessiales; Symbiodiniaceae
Source: the annotation of a GenBank genome assembly
AUGGUGUUGGGCGCAACCAACGGACAGAUCUCUGAGAAGUACACCACCCAACUGACGCCUGCAGGCUUCACCUUCAGCAUAUGGGGCCCCAUUUUCCUGCUGCAGGGGGUUGGCACUUGCGGCUUUCUCACAGGGAAGUGGUCCGACGAGUUGGUGAGGACGGUGUUCCCCUGCUGGUUCGCCGCCUGGGCAUGUCAGAACGGCUGGCAGGCCCUCUUCGUCGGCUUGCCCUUGGAGAACGCGAAGCCAAGGAGCAAGGUCUUCUGGACACAGGUCCGUUGCGGCUUCCUGCUGCUCGCGGCUUACAUCAGCAUGACGGUCACGGGGCAUCGGCUGCAACAACUGGACUCAGCUGGCAUGGGCCGUACCGCCCUGGUGGACUUCCCUUCUGGCUUGAACGCUGGCUGGUUGAGCGCUGCUAGCGGCAUUGGCUUGUCCUUGGUCCUGGAGUAUUGGCCCUCAGGGAGCCUGGUGUCGGUGCCGCGGUCCGCGGCUUUACUGUCGCUGGUUUGCUGCCUGGGCGCCGGCGCCACUAUGGCGUGGGGCGGCUCCAAUGCGCCGGGCUUCGGGGUGGGCUACUCCGCCGCCGUGAUGUGGGCCUGCUACGGGCUCACCAAGAAGGACACGGCCCCUCCUGGGGUGAAGAAGGCCGCCCGCGGCGGCAUGGCUCUGUCCCUCCUGGCCGGCGCCGCCAGCCUCCUGCGCUGCCAGCGGUGCAAAGAGCGUCCGGAAGCCGUGGCUGGUCCCAAAGGCGACUUCCUCCUGCGGCUCACCGAGAACGCUGCGCUGUCUGUGGGCAAAGACAGCCAGCUGGGAUGUUGGCCUCUGCUUUGGCAGCGGCUUUCAGAGAUCGUUCGGAACCACGGGAGCCGCUGGGACUCGCAGACCCUGGAGGUGCGGGAAGAGACGUUUGAGGAGACGGAGGUGUUGGGACUGCUCCUGGGCCAGCUGAAGCCCCUGCUGAGUCGAAACUGGGACUCCGGCUUCGAGGAAAGAGGCCUUGGCUUUUUCAAUGAAGCGGGGCAGUUUGUGAACCUCCGCAAGAUGAAGCACUUCAUCGCUGAGCUCCUGAAGUGGCGAGGUCGGCGCCAAGAGCUCGUGCAGCAGCAGGUGCUGGAGGCCAGCGCCGUGGACGUGGCCUUGGAGCCGCGGCUGGCGCUGUGCAGCAGCCAGAGGCACAACGACUUGGUUCUUUGCCUGGCGGGGCCCGGGCCCAUGACGCCGCGCCCCACCAAGGCCCGUCUGAGCCGUGAGAGCGCCUCCAGUGGCACCAGCGGCACCGAGGCGAGCGCUGUCAGCCCACAAGAGGAAGCGUCUACGCCCAAGGCAGGACGCCAAGACUUGGAGAAGGAGGGGCAGCGCUUGCGCAUCGAGAAUGCCGAACUGAAGAAGCGUUUACAGUUCGGCUCCGAGUUUUUGAAGCAGGAGAACCGGCGCCUGAGGGUGGAGAACGCCGAGCUCAAGAAGCGGCUCUACUUUGGGCCUUAUGCGCAGGGCGCCUCUGCCAGCUCUGUGCCCAUCUGGGUGCAAGUCCCCGUCAUGACGGGCUGCGCCGCAUCGCCCAGCAGGAGCGCCAUGUCUGUGGGCUGCGGCUCGGAGCAGGGCUCCACGGCGGGUUCCAACUCCGCGGGCUCCGUGACGCCCAUCCCGCAGCGAUUCUGGGUGCCACUUCCCAGCCACGUCAUGAGCCCGACCGGGCAGCCGUGGCCGGCCAACGUGGGCCAGCUGGUGGCGGUCCAGAUUCCACAGAGCGCCUGCGGGAGCCAGUCCACAUUUUCCGAGGAGUUCCAGCCUCGCAACACCUUGUCGGAUACCUCCGCCUCACAGGUCUCUUCCGCUGCAUCCCCUGACUGCCAGUCUCAGAGCUUCGGGGUGCCGUUGCAGGGCACCGAUGAUCGGUGGGUGUGCAUACCUUCUGGCAUCGUCGAGCGGCACAAGGCGCAGUUUGAAACCCACGCGGAGGCCCAUGAGGGUGCAGACGCGAUGCCUUCUCAGGAGGCCAGGACCUGA